This is a messenger RNA of Teleopsis dalmanni, 3132 nucleotides long. RefSeq names its product synapsin (gene Syn). Gene Ontology annotation, cellular component: synaptic vesicle; synaptic vesicle membrane. Gene Ontology annotation, biological process: neurotransmitter secretion. Lineage: Eukaryota; Metazoa; Arthropoda; Insecta; Diptera; Diopsidae. The record is from RefSeq and is a predicted model, not a curated record. The transcript is spliced from 11 exons. Bases 201 to 1805 code for a protein of 534 amino acids. Gene Ontology annotation, molecular function: ATP binding.
AAACUAAAACCAGCACCCUGAAUUUCUCAUCGUUUAAGUCAAGCUUUACUUCCAAUGUUAAUUUCCUGAAGAGAAGAUUUAGUUCGGGGGAUUUAUCCUCCGAAGCGGAUGAUGUCGAUCCAAAUGAUUUACCACCAGCCGCACGUCCUAUACAGGACCAACCAACGAAACCACCAAUUGGUACUGGCGGACCACCGAGUAUGCCACCACCACCGGCACCAGGUGCAACAGCACCACCAGGCACUGCUGCACCAGAGCUUUCAUUAAGUUUCGGUGGUGCUGGUAAAGCGGCUCCAGCACCACCGCGUGGUGUUAGCGCUCCCACCAGUCCAGCUAAAUCGCGCGAAAGUUUACUCCAACGCGUACAAAGUUUAACAGGAGCUGCACGUGAUCAAGGCGCUUCCAUAUUAGGCGCUGCAGUGCAAAGUGCUACACGUGCCCCGGCAUUUAACAAGGACAAGUAUUUCACUUUGCUGGUGCUCGACGAUCAGAACACGGAUUGGUCUAAGUACUUUCGCGGUAAACGUUUACACGGCGACUUUGAUAUACGCGUUGAACAAGCUGAGUUCCGGGAUAUUUCCUUAACGUCAAGUGCUGAGACUGGACCAGUGGUAUCAAUGGCUGUUUAUAGGGGCGGAACAAGAGUAGCACGCUCUUUUCGUCCGGACUUUGUAUUAAUACGUCAACCACCACGCGAUGGUUCCAACGAUUUUCGUUCAACUAUUUUAGGUCUUAAGUAUGGUGGUGUGCCAAGUAUUAAUUCUUUGCAUUCAAUUUAUCAAUUCCAGGAUAAGCCUUGGGUUUUUGCGCAUUUAUUGCAACUACAAAGACGAUUAGGCAGAGAUGCAUUUCCACUAAUUGAACAAACAUUCUUUCCUAGUCCAAGGGAUUUGUUCAGCUGGUCGAAAUUUCCGUGCGUCUUGAAAGCUGGCCACUGCCAUGGCGGUGUGGCUACAGCACGCUUGGAAAAUCAAAGCGCACUGCAAGAUGCCGCAGGUCUCGUUACCGGUUCGGGCAACGAUAGUCACUGUUACUGCACACUUGAACCUUAUAUCGAUGCUAAGUUCGAUGUGCACAUACAAAAGAUUGGCAACAAUUACAAGGCAUUCAUGCGCAAAUCCAUCUCAGGCAAUUGGAAAACUAAUCAAGGUUCAGCCAUGCUCGAACAAAUCACUUUAACUGAGAAAUACAAAAGUUGGGUGGAUGAGAUCUCUGAACUCUUUGGCGGAAUGGAAGUGUGUGGAAUUUCUGUAGUUGUUGCUAAAGAUGGACGCGAGCACAUCAUAAGUGCUUGUGAUAGCACUUUUGCUUUAAUAGGCGACAGCCAAGAGGAAGAUCGACGUCAAAUUGCUGAUUUGGUAUCUUCACGCAUGCAAAACGUUUGUCGCCCAGGUAUGGCACAAACUUCACAUGGUAAACUACCAUCACGUUCGUCAGUUUCGUCACGUGCUGAAAGUCCAACUGAUGAUAUGUCAACACCACCAGCGCCAGCUGGUCCACGACCUGCACCCAUGGGCGGUCCACCACCAAUACCAGAACGCACUUCACCAGCUGUUGGUUCAAUUGGUCGCUUGAGUAGUCGCAGUAGCAUUUCUGAAGUGCCCGAAGAAUCCAUAACUGCAUUGCCAAGUGGUGCUGCUACUGGUGUGCGACGCGAUUCACAAACUUCACAAGCAUCCAGUAUUUCAUCAGCUUCGAGGACAUCACAACGUCCUCCGCAAACUCAAACCUCAGUUGUUGAGGAUGCGGAGGACACAAUGAAAAAUUUAAGGAAGACCUUUGCGGGGAUAUUCGGUGACAUGUAGGAAUUAGCGAACAAAAAACGUGGAAGAACCGUGAGUGAAACAAGCAAUAGCAGUGGCGUUGGCAGUGGUGGUAGUGGUAUUGCUAGCGUUGGCAGCUCGUUUCUAGGCAAGCAAUUCUCAUUCGCUUCUGGUAAAACUAAUUUGGGUGCAACAAAUGAAGUUGUCUCAACACAGCCAACACCAAAGUCAGCAACUGAGAAACAACAAGCGCUUGAUGCACGCUCCGAUACGUCAUCAACAUCGACUUUAACUGCUGCUAGUGUCAGUGCUAGUGGUAGUUCAGUUGCUAGUUAUAGCAGCAAACCAUCUUCCAGCGUUUUAGAUAAUUUCGACAAGCCUGUUACCAACUUUGAACCGCAAGAACGUGUGAAUCCCUUUGAUAAGGGUACUAUUAAAACAUCUGUUACAAGCAAUACCAUCGGUGGCUCUUCAACUACAUCAUCUUCAUCAAUUUCAUCCUCAUCUAUAUCUUCGCGUAUUAAUCGUAACAGUACCAGUGCCAUAAAAUCACCACCACCACCAACCGGACCACCACCGCCACCACCACCAACUGCGUCUACUGCUGCCAACACAAAUUUCGGUUCUAGCUCAACAGUUAAACAAAGCUUUAAUUACGGCAGUUCAACUUCCAUCGAUACUAUAACACGCAUGGACACAACCACCACUGCUACUACUACAGCCACAGCUGGCGCUGGUAUUACCAAUAACCCAAGCGCUACAUUUGCUACAACAAACUCAAACGCAAUAGAUUGGAAGUCGAACAUGGGUGUACGCUCGGCUAGUGUUUAUAGCGCACCUGCAGCUGUUAAUACAACUCAACCAACAAAUAUUGUUGAUACUUCGGGUUAUGGUUCAAACAGUCCUGCCUCGAAUGGUUACAACAAUCCAACUGAGUUACCAUCAUAUACGCGCCCCUCAUAUUCGCGUUCCGAGAGCAAUGCUUCGAAUAAAGUAUCUGAUUUGGAUAUAAUAUUCGGUGAUAAUAAACCCACAUACGGCAAUGGCAAAUACACUCGCUCAGGUGGUUCACUAUCGGAUGCUGAACUUAUAUUCGGUGGACCAACAAAUUACAAAAAUGAACGUUUCGGCGCUUCAAAAAGUAUGAGUGUAACAUCUGAUCGUUCCAGUGCAAACAGCAACAGUGGAACUUCCUAUAAAAUCUAUGACGGCAUACAGAAUCCAGCCUUCUCAGAUUUUAGCGAUGCACAAACUAACAAAACCAAUACCACAAGCAGUAAUAGCAGCAUCGCAUCUUCCAAUCGUUGGAGCAAAACACACGAGGAAGAUGAUGAAUUGGAUUUAAAGUAAAUUUAAAAUGCUUGUUAUA